Messenger RNA from Lynx canadensis (Canada lynx), 1056 nucleotides. It is a transcript of the gene SIGLEC15, whose product is annotated as sialic acid binding Ig like lectin 15. The transcript is spliced from 6 exons. Gene Ontology annotation, biological process: regulation of bone resorption; regulation of actin cytoskeleton organization; regulation of osteoclast development. Gene Ontology annotation, cellular component: plasma membrane. Bases 61 to 1056 code for a protein of 331 amino acids. NCBI's taxonomy places the organism in Eukaryota, Metazoa, Chordata, Mammalia, Carnivora, Felidae. The record is from RefSeq and is a predicted model, not a curated record.
CUUCUCCCUGGUGGCCUAGGCGAGUGUGGGGCUGGUCUGGGGUCUCCAGACACUCACAGCAUGGAAUGGUCCCUCCGGCUCCUGGCCUGCCUGGUGGGCAUCCUCCCUAUAGGAUCAUUUGUGAGAACUAAAAGAGAUACUACCGGGAACUUGCUCAACACGGAGGUGCACAGUGCGCCGGCGCAGCGCUGGUCCAUGCAUGUGCCGGCCGAGGUGAGCGCGGCGGCGGGCGAGGCGGCCGUGCUGCCCUGCACCUUCACGCACCCGCACCGCCACUACGACGGGCCGCUCACGGCCAUCUGGCGCGCGGGCGAGGCGUACGCGGGCCCGCAGGUGUUCCGGUGCGCGGCGGCGCGGGGCAGCGAGCUCUGCCAGACGGCGCUGAGCCUGCACGGCCGCUUCCGGCUGCUGGGCAACCCGCGCCGCAACGACCUGUCGCUGCGCGUCGAGCGCCUCGCCCUGGCCGACGACGGCCGCUACUUCUGCCGCGUCGAGUUCGCCGGCGACGUCCACGACCGCUACGAGAGCCGCCACGGCAUCCGGCUCCGCGUGACCGCCGCCCCGCGGAUCGUCAACCUCUCGGUGCUGCCGGGUCCGGCGCACUCCUUCCGCGCGCUCUGCACGGCCGAGGGGGAGCCGCCGCCCGUCCUAGACUGGUCCGGCCCGGCCCUGGGUAACGGCUCGGCCGCCGUGCCGGGCCCGGGUCAGGGACAGGGUCACGGCCACCAGGUGACGGCCGAGCUGCCCGCGCUGGUCCACGACGGCCGCUACACGUGCACGGCGUCCAACAGCCUGGGCCGCGCGGAGGCCAGCGUCUACUUGUUCCGAUUCCACGGCGCCUCCGGGGCCUCGUCGCUCGCCCUGCCGCUCGGGGCGCUCGGCCUCAAGGCGCUGCUGCUGCUCGGCGUUAUGGCCGCCCGCGCCGUCGCCCGCCGCCGCCCAGAGCACCCAGUUGCCCAGGACACCCCACCACGGCCCCAGGCUCAGGAGUCCAACUAUGAGAAUUUGAGCCAGAUGAGCCCUCGGGACCCACCAGCAGCCACAUGUUUACCGUGA